Molecule: messenger RNA, 360 nt
Organism: Penicillium riverlandense
Lineage: Eukaryota; Fungi; Ascomycota; Eurotiomycetes; Eurotiales; Aspergillaceae
Exons: 1
Coding region: 1-360 (119 amino acids)
Source: RefSeq, a predicted model, not a curated record
AUGAAAUCCUCGAUGCUUUUGUUGACAAUCUUCUAUAGGUAUAUUGUCGACCUCAACGUCACCAAGGGAAAUCUCAGCUACAAGGUGGUGGACUAUGUCGGUGACACCCUUGAAGCUACCGUCCUGUCCAAUGGAAGCGUCAAAUUCACGCUUGAUGAGGACUGGGACGCUGUGAGUCUUGCUGGGGUGACAGAAGAACAAGACGUCGAGCUCUCGUACAGGGCAAAGGUCUUCCCAGCUCCAGAGUCAACCACGACCACGCAAGCUCCGACAGCUUCACCCACAGGGAACUUAGCUUAUUCCGUGCAGCCGAUGGGGGCCCUUGUUGUUGCGUGUGCUAUCGCCGUUGUUUGGAGGUAG